GCUGCCAACAAAAAAGCUUAAAAAAAAUAAAUAAUCUUAAACUAACGAAAAACGACAACUGAACGCCUUAAAUAGUGUGCUAGUGUUAGUUGCUUAUUUAAUUACUAUUCCCCGAAAGACUUAGAUCUCGAGUACCAAAACAAAUGUGAGCAGAACAGCAGCCACCAACCGAAGUUAACCGGUUUUAAAAUUUUCCACAACAAAUUCAGUUUUUCCCUGUUUGCGUUGGCAUAAAUUAUCAGCAAAGUGAAAAUCCACAGGCACAUCUAUACCAUAGUUGCGUAUAUGUGUUGUUUUGUGGUACAUAAUACCUUAAGGGCCUGGAUAUCUAAAGUUAAAUAAAAACAAAGCCACUUGCAAACAUAACAGUGAAAAAAGCGCUUUGGUGUCAGGCAGCGAUGGGAUAUUCCAUUACGAAUAGCGAAACCGGAGAGUUGGAGUACUUCUACACGGAUUCGGCCCGUGUGACACAGCCCGCCUACGAUGGAGAGACCGGCGAGCCCGUGCACGGCCAGAUGAAGGUGCGCUAUCGCAAGCAUCAUAAUUUCCAUGUGCCGAAGCACUGCCUCCGCGGCACCCUGUGCGACGAGAUGGACGACUUGAUGACAAACAAAUAUCAAGGGGAUCUGGACAUAACCGUGCAGCAUGGUGCACCCAAGAUGCCGAAGAAAACGACGCCAGGCUAUGAGCGCGAGGACUACUGCCACAUGGAUGGUGUGAGCAGCAAUAUCAUCUUGGGUUACGAGCGUCAGCAUUAUCUGCUGUUCCUGGUGCCGACACUCUUCUGCUACAACUUCUUUAUUGGCGCGCUGAUGGCUGUUAUUGAGAUCUUCCUGCACAUGAUGUCGCACCACAAGAAUGGCCUCACCAUGCAGAAGAGUCUCUACUUCCGCAGUCCCAUGCAUGUGCUCUCGUCACAGUUCUGCGCCAUCUGUCGCACCGAGUCCGACAGCAAGUACAAUCGCAUCUUUGACAUAUUGAACAAACAGAUGCGCGCCGCCCAUCGCUCGGCCACACUGAAGAACAUAUCCAAGGCCAUGGGAUAGCUGCCGCAGAGACAAGCACACGAACACGCCAACGCCCACGAACGAUGUACCAAGAUUUGGCAUCAAAAAACGCUAUAUUUAAUGUUUUUCAAAGUUAAUUUAAAUUAUUUUAAUAACAGAAACGUUUAUUGUCACACGAUCAACACAAAAUAAAUGCACUAAAAUAUCA
Molecule: messenger RNA, 1215 nt
Organism: Drosophila subobscura
Lineage: Eukaryota; Metazoa; Arthropoda; Insecta; Diptera; Drosophilidae
Exons: 3
Coding region: 399-1046 (215 amino acids)
Source: RefSeq, a predicted model, not a curated record